UUCCUGUUCUUCUGUCUCUUCCUUUUAUAGAGAUAUUUCACACAAGCUGCAGCAGCUCGGCAGACCUGAAGCCGUGACGCUCUCAUUGACCAACCCGGAAGCGUCUGUUGCAGAAAUCUAGUGAGAGGGAGAGACAGCUGCUGCCUGACAGCCUGCACCCCCCUGACAGCUGCACCCCGGGGUCCUGAAUCCAGAUCCGCCGCACCUCCUCAUCUGGUGUAAAGGGGAUUCCGCAAACCACUUGAAGAGCCUCAUCUGCUGGUUGGGAUCCAAGAUAACAACUGCAACACUGGGAGUAGGUUUGGCUGGCUGGCAUGGGUAAUCUCAUUAAAGUGCUAACCAGAGACAUAGACCACAAUGCCGCACAUUUUUUCUUGGAUUUUGAAAAUGCUCAGCCUACAGAGGCCGAAAAGGAUAUUUAUAAUCAGGUGAAUGUAGUAUUAAAAGAUGCCGAAGGAAUCCUGGAUGAUUUACAGUCAUAUCGAGGAGCCGGCCUGGAGAUCCGAGAGGCAAUACAACAUGCUACUGAUGAGAAGUUACAGGAGAAGGCGUGGGGAGCAGUCGUCCCUCUGGUCGGCAAACUAAAGAAAUUCUAUGAAUUCUCUCAGAGACUAGAGGCAGCAUUGCGUGGACUGUUAGGAGCAUUGACCAGCACCCCCUAUUCCCCAACACAGCACCUGGAGCGAGAGCAAGCUCUUGCCAAACAGUUCGCCGAAAUCCUUCACUUCACCCUCCGCUUUGAUGAGCUCAAGAUGACAAAUCCUGCCAUCCAGAACGACUUCAGUUAUUACAGAAGAACUCUAAGUCGCAUGAGGAUUAACAAUGUUCCAGCAGAGGGAGAAAACGAAGUAAAUAACGAGCUGGCCAAUAGAAUGUCAUUAUUCUACGCAGAGGCAACGCCCAUGCUGAAGACAUUAAGCGAUGCCACAACAAAGUUUGUAUCAGAGAACAAGAAUUUACCUAUAGAGAAUACCACUGAUUGUUUGAGUACCAUGGCCAGCGUAUGCCGAGUAAUGCUGGAAACUCCAGAGUACAAGAGUCGGUUUACAAACGAGGAGACAGUGUCCUUCUGCCUGAGAGUGAUGGUGGGAGUGAUCAUCCUCUACGACCAUGUCCAUCCUGUGGGAGCCUUCGCCAAAACAUCAAAGAUCGAUAUGAAAGGCUGCAUCAAGGUUCUCAAGGAACAGCCCCCCAACAGUGUAGAAGGUCUCCUUAACGCUCUCAGGUACACAACAAAACAUUUGAACGACGAAACUACCUCGAAGCAAAUCAAGGCAAUGCUGCAAUAACGGCGUUGAAACAUCUUCA
This is a messenger RNA of Nanorana parkeri, 1308 nucleotides long. RefSeq names its product family with sequence similarity 49 member B (gene CYRIB). Gene Ontology annotation, molecular function: small GTPase binding. Gene Ontology annotation, biological process: regulation of actin filament polymerization; positive regulation of T cell activation. The record is from RefSeq and is a predicted model, not a curated record. Lineage: Eukaryota; Metazoa; Chordata; Amphibia; Anura; Dicroglossidae. Bases 315 to 1289 code for a protein of 324 amino acids. The transcript is spliced from 13 exons.